GAGAGAGCGAGAGAGGCAAUACGCAAGGCAGCAAACGGCAAGAGAGGACUCCAGUCUGCUGAAGCACAGCACUGCAUGCUUUCUUGAGAGGAGAGAGGCAGAGAACCACUAGGCUUCUCCUCCUCCAUCCGUGUGUGUGUGUGUGAGAGGCUGGUGGACACAGCAGCAGUGUUAGCAUUAGCAGGGGAUCUGUGCUCGAUCUUCCAAAAUGCUCAACAACCUCACUGAAUGCGAAGAGGGCGAUGGGGGACCCAACAGUCAGGGAGAUGCAACAUCCAAGGAGAGCAGCCCCUUUAUCAACAGCAGCACCAGUGACGUAGAGAAAAGCCAGCAGUAUGAUGGGAAAAACAUGGCUCUGUUCGAGGAGGAGAUGGACACUAGUCCUAUAGUGUCUUCUGUGCUGAGCAGCCUUGCCAACUACUCCAACCUGACGCAGGGCAGUAAAGAGCAUGAGGAGGCAGAAAACAAUGAGGAGGCGCGCAAGAAAACUGUGCAGGCUCCACGUAUGGGCACGAUAAUGGGCGUUUACCUGCCAUGUAUGCAGAACAUCCUGGGGGUGAUCCUUUUCCUCAGGAUGACCUGGCUAGUGGGCGUUGGAGGCGUCCUGGGAACCUUCGUCAUCGUCUUCAUGUGUUGCUCCACGACUAUGCUGACUGCGAUCUCAAUGAGUGCUAUUGCCACCAAUGGAGUUGUGCCAGCUGGAGGUUCAUACUACAUGAUUUCUCGUUCACUGGGGCCGGAGUUUGGCGGGGCCGUUGGUAUAUGUUUCUAUCUGGGGACCACUUUUGCAGGAGCCAUGUACAUCCUGGGAUGCAUCGAAAUCCUGCUGAUCUACAUUGUGCCAGCAGCUGCCGUAUUCAAGAUGGAGGGUCUGGAAGGAGCAGAGGCCGAGGCAGCGUUGUUGAAUAACAUGCGUGUGUACGGUACCAUCGUGCUCUCCUUGAUGUCUUUAGUUGUCUUUGUUGGUGUGAAGUACGUCAACAAGUUGGCCCUUGUGUUCCUCGCCUGCGUCAUUCUCUCCAUUCUCGCUGUCUACGCCGGGGUCAUCAAGACAGCUUUUGAUCCACCUGACUUUCCGGUGUGUGUGCUCGGGAACCGAACUCUUGUGUCGAAGAGCUUUGACAUUUGUGCCAAGACCAUAGAGAAGGGAAAUGGCACGGUCACCACCAAGCUUUGGAGAGCCUUCUGUGACUCAGAGUUCCUGAACGCCACCUGCGAUGAUUACUUCACCAACAACAACGUUAGCCAGAUCCAGGGAAUCCCUGGAGUCACCAGUGGCAUCCUGGCAGAAAACCUUUUCAGCAUGUUUGCUGAGAAAAAUACAUUUGUAGAGAAACGAGGUAUAGCUGCAGUACUCGACCCUGAGGCUCCACUAACCAACACUAACCGAUAUGUCCUCGCUGACAUCACCAGCUUCUUCACCCUGCUGGUUGGCAUCUACUUCCCCUCUGUCACAGGUAUCAUGGCUGGUUCCAACCGUUCUGGUGACCUGCAGGAUGCUCAGAAGUCCAUCCCUGUUGGGACCAUCCUGGCCAUCACAACCACCUCAAUCAUCUACAUGUCUAGUGUGAUUCUGUUCGGAGCCUGUGUUGACGGAGUCGUUUUGAGGGACAAAUUUGGGGAAGGCGUGAACGGUAACUUGGUUAUUGGCACCCUGGCAUGGCCUUCGCCCUGGGUCAUUGUGUUUGGCUCCUUCUUCUCCACCUGUGGGGCAGGGCUUCAGAGUUUGACAGGAGCGCCCCGCCUCCUUCAAGCUAUCUCCCGGGAUGGCAUCAUUCCUUUCCUCAGGGUGUUUGGCCAUGGCAAAGCUAACGGUGAACCUACAUGGGCUCUCCUCCUGACGGGCUGCAUCUGUGAGAUUGGCAUUAUCAUUGCCUCCCUGGAUUCGGUUGCACCCAUUCUGUCAAUGUUCUUUCUCAUGUGCUACAUGUUUGUAAACCUGGCCUGUGCGCUGCAGACUCUCCUCAGGACCCCGAACUGGAGGCCACGCUUUAAAUUCUACCACUGGGCUUUGUCACUCUUGGGCAUGAGCUUGUGUCUUACCCUGAUGUUCCUCUGCUCCUGGUACUACGCCAUCAUUGCCAUGGUGAUCGCCGGCUGCAUCUAUAAGUACAUCGAAUUCUGCGGGGCAGAGAAAGAGUGGGGCGAUGGGAUACGUGGCAUAUCUCUGAGUGCCGCCCGCUAUGCUCUGAUGAGGCUGGAGCAAGGUCCUCCUCACACUAAAAACUGGAGGCCCCAGAUUCUUGUUCUUAUGGGUUUGGAUGGAGAGCAGAACGUGGAGCAACCUCGACUGUUGUCGCUGACCAAUCAGCUGAAAGCAGGCAAAGGCUUGACCAUCGUAGGAGCGUGUGUGGAGGGCACCUACUUAAACAACCAACCACAAGCACAGAAAGCAGACCAAUCCCUAAGGAAGCUGAUGGAGAUUGAGAAGGUGAAGGGAUUCAGUCAGGUAGUGAUCUCCUCUAACCUGCGGGACGCCACCUCACAUCUGAUCCAAGCUGGAGGUCUAGGUGGCCUCCGCCACAAUGCAGUUCUGGUCAGCUUCCCCAAGAACUGGAAACAAGCUGAGGAGCACCACCGUUGCAGAAACUUCAUUGAGGUUGUUAGGGAGACUACCGCAGCUCAGUUGGCCUUGCUGGUGCCGAAGAACAUCUCUGCAUAUCCGUCAAAUGGAGAGCGUUUCACCGAGGGCUACAUUGACGUGUGGUGGAUUGUCCAUGAUGGAGGCAUGCUCAUGCUCCUUCCCUUUCUUCUGCGCCAGCACAAGGUGUGGAGGAAGUGCAAGAUGCGUAUCUUCACUGUGGCUCAAAUGGACGACAACAGCAUUCAGAUGAAGAAAGACCUGAUGACAUUCCUCUAUCACCUGCGCUUUGAUGCUGAGGUUGAGGUGGUUGAAAUGCAUGACAGCGACAUUUCAGCCUACACUUACGAAAAGACCCUGGUGAUGGAGCAGCGAUCGCAAAUCCUCAAGGAGAUGCAUCUUACCAAGAACGAGCGUGAGAGAGAGAUUCAGAGCAUCACAGAUGUGUCCCGUGGCUCUAUACGGCGAAAGAACCCUUCAAACCUGCACCCCCAGAGGAGCAUCGCUGAGGAGUCCGUGACAGGAGGUGGCGAAGAGAGACCCGAGGAGGAGUCUGUCCGUCUCUCCCGUCCUCGACAGGUUCAACUCAUUCAGGGCAAAAAUGCCACCCCCACCCCCACUAGCCCCACCUCCCCUACCGCUCCGACACCAGUGGCCAUGAGCCCCGGAGAGGAGGUGCAGAUGACCUGGACGGACGAAACGGAGAAGACCAAUAACCCAGCAGUGGCCAACCCUGAAAACAUAAAGGAUAUGUUCAACAUGAAACCGGAAUGGGAGAACCUGAAUCAGUCGAAUGUCAGGCGCAUGCACCACGCGCAGAGGCUCAAUGGGGUCAUUGUGAAGAAGUCGCAAGAGGCUAAACUAGUCCUGCUAAACAUGCCUGGACCACCGAGGAACCGCACCGGAGAAGAGAACUACAUGGAGUUCCUCGAGGUCCUGACUGAAGGUCUCAACAGAGUCCUGCUCGUGCGUGGAGGUGGACGUGAGGUCAUUACCAUCUACUCUUGAGGGGCUCAGCUCAACCACCAAAUAUUCCUCACCUCUCGUCCCUCACUGCAUAAACGGAACGUCCCAGUAACCCCUACCUACACCAUGAGCAAUAACGCCCCAGCACAUAUCAGAUGACUUUGCACUACAUAGUCUAAAAAGACACCAGCUUAGUAGAUGUCACUUCUUCCACGUUAUUAAGUUUUAUCCUUCAAUCAGUCACUCUAUCUUCCUCUUAUUGGCUUCAUUCUCACCUCAUAAAGUCAACAGCGUAGAUCACACACAGAUGAGUAAAUGAUUGAGUUGGUCUUUGUUACUAUAUUCUGACUCAUUUCCAAAAGCCCAUGUUCUCCAGUGACACCCGACCAAAUACUCUGAUCCAUCUAAACCUUAUCUAAUAUUAUAUGUCUUAACAAAACAUUUUUAAGGGACAGUCACACUAGAUUUUAAGCAUGCGAAACUUUAUUUUGGGUGGACCUAAAAAAACAGUCGAUUUUAAAUGUUGAAAGGGUUUUAGUGACCAUUACAAACCAUCCAGCUUCUUUUAAAGUGUGUCUUUCAUCUAAACUUGUGUUAGACUUCCAUUCAGAAGUUUGGGGUCGAUAAGAUUUCUUAAUGUUUUUGAAAGAAGUCUCUUAUGCUCACCAAGGCUUCAUUUAUUUGAUCAAAACAAUGAAAUAUGCUGAUUUGCUGCUUAUUAUUAUCGAUGUUGAAAACAGCUGUACUGCUUAAGAUUUAAAGUAUUCGUUGAUGAAUAGUUCAAAAUAACAGCAUUUAUUUUUGUAACAAUGUAAAGGUCUUUU
Molecule: messenger RNA, 4371 nt
Organism: Rhinichthys klamathensis goyatoka
Lineage: Eukaryota; Metazoa; Chordata; Actinopteri; Cypriniformes; Leuciscidae
Gene: slc12a5b
Product: solute carrier family 12 member 5b
Exons: 26
Coding region: 209-3589 (1126 amino acids)
Biological process (GO): potassium ion import across plasma membrane; chloride transmembrane transport; chemical synaptic transmission
Cellular component (GO): membrane
Molecular function (GO): potassium:chloride symporter activity
Source: RefSeq, a predicted model, not a curated record